AUGGAACCAAUGCAUGGAUUAGUUAAGAAAGCUGUUAAUAAUAUAGAUCUUAUUGAAACUAGGACCAAUGUACAUAAUAAUAUUGUAAAUAGUAUAGAAAAUUUGAAAUAUGAGACAGGUGGCUACGGCACAAGAUCAAAUUCUAUCGAUGAGGUUGUCAAAUUUGAUGAUGUUUAUACAGAACACGACGAGAUUUUCAAUACAAACGCACAUGGUAAUUACGUAGAUAAAUUAAGAAAGAAGAAUACAAUAAAGGAUUUUACAAUAGAUUUUUUACCAAGAAAACGUGUCAAAAGAGACGAUGAUCAAGAUAUGAAAUGCGAAAGUUUUAAUUUUGAUAAAAACAAAAAGUAUAUAACACAUCCACAUGAUGGGGAAAAUAAGAAAAAAUAUUAUUAUAGCCACAUGGAUUGUGUGACGGUUAUAAGUGGAGCUGAAGGUGAAGUGGUUCAGUUGACGUUUGUGGACAUGUUCCACAUAGAGUAUCACCCAGAAUGUAGCUAUGACUAUUUAGAGAUACGCGAUGGUAAAAGAGGUUAUGCAAAACUUCUUGGUAAAGUUUGUGGGGAAGCCUUCCCUCGUACAUAUACCACAACUGGACCUCAUGCUUGGCUGAAGUUUCACUCUGAUGAUACCAUUGAAUAUGAGGGGUUCCGCAUUGAUAUUAAAUUCAUACGUACUCCAACUAGUUAUAGUAUACCAGAUUCUUGUUACAAGGAAUUACCGAAAGGUAGUAGGCAUGCAAUUAUAGUAUCGGAUCAAAUUGACAAGGACUGCAAAGCUAGAACUGUUGACCAGGAUCUAGAUUUUCUGUGGAAUUUCACAGCACCUCUUGGACAUAAGAUUUAUCUCAAUUUCACACAGUACACGUUGGCAAAACCAAAUGAGUGUGAGCACAAUUUUGUAGAAAUCUUUGGACAUGUAUUAGAAUCAGACGCCAGACUUGUAUUGUACUGCGGUUCUGUUGCAAACCCUGUAACCACGAAAGGUAUUGAUGGCAUAAAAGAUGGCGAUGACAAAGGAAAUAUCAUGUUUGUAAGAUUGUACACAUCAAAAGUAGGAAAAGGAUCUUUUUUUAAUGCCAGCUUCAUAGCAUACAGAACUUUGGAUACUACCAAGGAAGGAGAUAAAUGUGACGAUGAGACUGAAUUCGACUGUGAAGAUAAUACAUGUAUCGAUAAAAGUUUAAAAUGUGACAAUACUGCCCAAUGCAGAUUAAAAGCUGACGAAGAAAAAGAUAGAUGCUCAAGUCCAGCCGAUUCUAUGAUUGAUCAAACUCAUAUCAAAGUGAUUCUCAUCAUUUUCUGUCUCAUUCUGUCGGGAAUGACUUUUGUAUUUUUCUUUAAAUGCAUCAAGAAGUUGUAUGAAGACCAUAAGAUAAUUAAAGAACAUAUACGCCAAUCUUGCGAGGACCGUUUGGAUAUGGUUAGCAGUCGUCUAACCCUGGAUGCCAAGAGGCUUCAGCGCGACAGCGAGCCACGUGCCAGUCUGGAAAGGGAUAACCAAACAAACGAGAUGUUCAAACAGCAAAGGAAGUUUUCGCAACAAAAAAUCCGGCCUACCAGCAUAGAUUCUGACUACAUUCAAGAAACGCAAUUGGACCUUGAUGAGGAAGAACCCUGGAGACGAGAAGUAGACAGCAUUCCUAUUGAGCAGGAAAACGUUAGGAUCGAACGGAAUGGAAGAAGCAGACGCAGUGAAAGCAAGAAAGAAGAAUCUAUCAAAAGUAAAAAAGAAAGCGUUGAGAAGAAACAAAUACGAGAUGUUUCGGUCGGCGCUCCGGACACGAAAGAAUCUGGGUGUCAAACAAGAGAGAGCCUUUUUCAAACAGAUCCAGCAAUUAGUUCUGAUGGUUCCGGUACAACGAACAGCCGUGGGUUUUCAACAUUUGGCUAUUCAGGUGCCACGAUAGCCAGGCCUUCACCACCACAAACCAACACCUCGCAAAUCACUAUUGAACUACUGCGACAUGCAACAGAAAAAGAAGAGAAAUCACAAAAAAAAUAUCCUGACCGGCGACCGAUGAGCACAGAGACGACCCGAUCCGCCCCUGACGUAAUCAUCGUCUCCAAACCGAUUCGCUGA
Molecule: messenger RNA, 2085 nt
Organism: Danaus chrysippus (African queen)
Lineage: Eukaryota; Metazoa; Arthropoda; Insecta; Lepidoptera; Nymphalidae
Source: the annotation of a GenBank genome assembly